AUGCAGGCGGUUAAGCUGAACGCAUCAGAAGGUGUUGACCCAAGCAAGACUUACAACUUGGCUGUUCAUCACUACUCCAAGUCCGUGCUGGGUUUGAGAAACGCUCUUGAGAAGUUUGAUCAAGAGCCUAGCACCCGGCAUCGCAUCUUGUGGACCACACAUCUGUUGGGACUAUUCGAGCUCAUGACAGAUGCAACUGGCGAAGGAUGGAGACAACAUUUGGUCCAUGGCACUUCCAAAGCUCUUGUCGCUGUGGGUCCAACAUCAUGCAAAUCAGGUCAUGGACAACGCUUCUUCACUGAAAUACGAAUCUUCGAAGUCUGUAGGGCUAUAAUAUUCAGCGAGCCGACAUUUCUUGCAAAGGGAGACUGGAGAUGUCUCAUACGAGAGAUGAGAGGCGAAGAGCAAGGUAAUGGUGACUCGCUGGAUGAACUUUUGGAUAUCAUUGUCUCAUGCUCAACUCUUCGCCUUCGGGCGAUAAACCUACUAUAUCACUUGGACGCAGAUUCUGUUGAUGUCACGAAACAUCUUGACGAAGCUUUUGCUGUUGCUCAAGAAGGGUUUCGUCUAAGACAAUCUCUCGUCGACUGGGAAGCCAAAGACGCACAUUCAAAACAGCAAACGGUAGAGAAUGCAAGCGGGAGCUUCUCAGCUUUGACCAAAGCAUUCUUCGCAGCUAUAAGUAUAUAUCUCUCCGGAGUCUUCGACUACGAGAUACCAUAUUGGCAGGACAAAGGUAUCGUGGCGCCCAGCUUGAGCGAAGAAGAGAUACAAAUGCACGUCGUCAACAUAUUGACUCACACAAAUACCGUUUUGUAUAAUUCUUCGAUUUCGCCGUUAUUGGUACUUUGUCCACUGCGAGUUGCGGGUGCACGGGCGUGUCAGAGUUGGCAGCAGGAUUGUAUCAUCCAGAAUCUAUUGGCGGUUGAGAGGACCUUUCCUGUUGCAGCGACAUUUAGGGCUGACUUGAUGGGAGUAUGGGCUCGAAUGAGUCCGCCGACAUACUCGGAUUCUCCUCUAUCUACUUGA
This is a messenger RNA of Fusarium tjaetaba, 1029 nucleotides long. RefSeq lists its product as uncharacterized. The transcript has 3 exons. The record is from RefSeq and is a predicted model, not a curated record. The coding region runs from base 1 to 1029 and encodes 342 amino acids. Lineage: Eukaryota; Fungi; Ascomycota; Sordariomycetes; Hypocreales; Nectriaceae.